Lytechinus pictus (painted urchin) is the source of this 6149-nucleotide messenger RNA. RefSeq lists its product as uncharacterized. Lineage: Eukaryota; Metazoa; Echinodermata; Echinoidea; Temnopleuroida; Toxopneustidae. Gene Ontology annotation, cellular component: plasma membrane. The record is from RefSeq and is a predicted model, not a curated record. The coding region runs from base 1001 to 4024 and encodes 1007 amino acids. Gene Ontology annotation, molecular function: G protein-coupled receptor activity. The transcript is spliced from 16 exons. Gene Ontology annotation, biological process: cell surface receptor signaling pathway; adenylate cyclase-activating G protein-coupled receptor signaling pathway.
ACGGGUAGUUACGAUAUUCAAUUCCACUUAUAUUUCAAAGUGUGGAUUUCUUGUCUCCAAAGCAAAGUUGAUGUCCUAAAUCUUUUCCACUAAAAGCAGACUUUACCUAAAUGUCAAUGCUGAUGUACUGGUUUAGUACGCGUUUUCCGAUUACAGGAUACUGAACAAAACCUGGUUAUUAAAUGCAGACGUCAUCCGGUGUGAUACAGAACGACUGUAACCAAUGCCAUCUUUUCAUUGUGAGCUCUACUAUCCAAUUGGCACUUGACGCCGAGUUUGAUGGUCCUCAUGGUGGGAGGAAUAUUGUUAUUUAUGUUUUGUUUAUGAUUAACGUCUCGAAUAAUUAGUUCUACGAAACUUGAAGUUGCAAUCCCUCAUUCUGCGAUUGACAUGGUGGUGGGUUUGGAGAUAUGUUUGUGAAGUGGCUGAUGUUCGUCAUGAAACCAACCGUUUUCAUUGGACAACUCGAAAACAAGUGGUAGUACAUCCAGUAUUUACUCUUCCACCUCUCCCACCACCAGUUUCGGAUUAUAGUUCGCGUAUUAUGAAUGACUUGACUGACACGGAUUUUCAAAAGGAAAUUGCGGUGUGCCUGUGUUUUGGUGUAUCAUAAUCAUCAUGAUCAUAAGGUGGUGGAAAUAUUACUUGAUCUUGAGUAUGAUUUAACAAAAUGCGCCUAAAUGAGAGUUGUAACACUACGGAUAAGCUUGACUCCGCUACCAGUGACCAAGUGCACAAGUAAACGAUGAACACCAACUUUUGUUGUGCUUUUGAUGGGCCUAUAUUCACAAAUUAACAUUUUCUUUACCAAUGUGCAAUGAUAGGCGAUAGUAUGGGAUAUUUCCUGAUUUCCUGAAGUGAUCUGUUUCCAAGCCAACAAGACUUUUCGCACAACAGUGCCACAUGAUUUAAUGUGACCUCCUUCAAUCUGGAGUUAUACUGCUGUCCUUUUCCCGGAAACUUCCUACUGAACCCCAAAAAAGACUAGGAAGGUUUCACCAUGGAAAAGCUUUUACAUUUUGUCAUUUCCCUCACACUGGUCCUUUGUGUAUGCCUACUCUGUUUAGUUGGAGCUGAAAAGGGACCAAAUUACGGGGGUAAGCUCUUCGCCUUCAGCUUCUUGGCGGACCGCAAAUCAAGGCAAAAGGAGAACAAACCCUGUGUGAUUGAUAUAAUCUCCGGGGAUCUCAAGAAUUCAUCGAUUCAUGUAGCCAUUCCCAGGACAAAUUUCGAGAGAACGUUUAUUCUCCAACCAGGGCAUGUAGAAAGGGUGAAUCUGAGCCUUGGGACCCAUCAACUUCCCGACUACAAAAACGCCACCGUUAUUGUCAAUUCUACACGAAGGAUCGGUGUCGUAGCGUACUUGGAGUUCCUUCGGCCAGUUGCUGCCUUCCAUGUUAUACCAUCAGAAUCCACCGGAACCCGCCAUAUCAUAGCGCAUAACAAAAACAAACUCACUCUGUUUACUAUAACAUCCUUGGCAGAUAACAACUUUAUUCAUAUCUACAACCCAUGGGGGAAUCAAUUUAAUUGUGAUCCACUGGAAAGUGCUAGCACAGACAAUGCUACUGUUGUAUUGUGGAGGUUUGAAUCAAUGUUCUGUAAAGGCAAGAAGGUGGACCUGACAGGAACAUUUGUGAAAUCUGAGAAGAAUGUUUCCGUCGUUGCAGGUGGGAUGACUAGCUUUUUCGAGAAGGGGACGGGGGGAUAUAUCUUGGAGCAAAUGGUGCCACAAAGGUUUUGGGGAAACCACUUUGCCGUUGCGCCUUUCGCCAGAAUCGACAGGUUCAACUACCUACUCAAGAUUUUUGCACCGGAAGGAACAGUCGCAAACGUUACAGUCAGUGGUCUUGACUGGGAAAAUUGGUUUACCGUUCAUGGUCAACAUUUUUCAUUUGAUGACCAAAGGGCGUUCGAUCAGGUUAUUGAGAUCACUGCAAAUGAGUCAAUUUCAAUCGUUAAAUAUAUGAUUGGUUCCAAUGAGAGUAAUGCUAAUGGCAUCCGGAGCGAUCCAAGUAUGUUUAACGUUCCUCCUCUAAACGAAUCUAAGCGAAAUCUCCUCGUUGAUGUGCUUCCCUUCGAGAACGAAAACAUCAUGGACGUCAUCAUAAAUUGCAGGGAUAUCCAAGGGUUCCUGGUAAAUGGAAGUGAACUGAAAGUUAGCCGUGUAAUAUCAAUGGUAAACGGAACGACCUAUUGCGCCCUCUCUUACGAACUUGAGCCGGGUCUGCACUGCGUGUCACACAAGAACCCAGAGGCCUCUUUUCAAGUUGCACUAUAUUCUUGGAAAAUGGGUAGAAAUGGUUCGAAUGCGUAUGCCAUGGAAGCUGCCUUGGAUGUUCCUGCAAAAUACCCAACAUGCUUGCCCGUCGAAGAAAAUUCCCCAGAAUACCAGUUUCAGGAAAGAUUGGCUGGAUUACAAGACGAAAAUUACUGUGGGAAUAAUACCACUCUUAAUCGACCGACCAACAUUGCCAUGGAAAUUGAACAUCUUGCAGUAGAACUUGCCGCCAAAAUGAUAGCCCAAGGAGCACCAGACGUGCAUAUAGAUCUUGGAGUUGCAGUGAUAGAAAUAAAAAGGAUCAACUCGUCCGGUGUCGAUCCAUCUACAGUAAUUUCGAUACCAAGCAACGCCAACUCGACCCAGCCGAAGACGAGGGGUCUAAUAAGCAUGGAGAUUCUUCAAGAACUGGAAACCCAGGCGAUAAUAUCGAUUGUUUUUCGGAAUCUCGGGGAAAGAAUCGAUAAUUGUUCAACUUCUAAUGAUUCCGAGGCCUUGGACCCAUCUGGUGACCGGGAGAUGGUCGGCAGCCAGGUUCUUAGCCUGAGCCUAUACCCCUCAGUGGCCUCAGAACUAAAACUUCCCUCCCCUGUCGGCAUGGUGUUUCCUAUGCAAAAAUUGCCACCACGCUUUGCCGACGGUCUUGCCCUCUGUUCGUUCUGGAAUCACACCCUACGCGGUUGGUCUCAGGAAGGAUGCUGGCCUGAAUUCGUCAACUCGUCGGUAGUCGAGUGCGCCUGCGAUCAUCUUACUAACUUUGCUGUCCUGAUGCAAAUAAAUGAAUAUCACCUUUCUCCCGCCGAUACACUCGCAGCAAACGUGAUUACGUCAAUUGGAUGCGGAUUAUCUAUAGCGGGCGCCUUCUUCACAAUCUUCUCAUUCAUCAUCCUUAGUCUCAAAUCAGACCGGGUAAUGAUCCAUAUCAACUUGGCUCUCGCCGUGGGACUGGGCCAGAUCAUGAUCCUGUUUUUAGACACUCCCACCAAGUAUCAGGUCCAGUGCACGGUCAAAGCUUCUCUACUCUACUAUUUCUUCAUGUCUGCAUUUUGUUGGAUGUUGAUAGAGGGCGUCAAUCUUUUUCUACAGGCCGUUGUGGUCUUCAGUAAACCAGGAAGCAGAAUUAAGAUAUAUCUUGUGAUUGGCUGGCUAUGCCCGAUCAUUCCUUUGUCAGCAACCCUUGCGUUUUAUAAAUGCAAGCUUGGUGAUGACGUAACAACACAUGACAAUCCUGUAUGCUUUUUAAGAAGAGAAGACGACUCGAUUUGGUUCUUCGUCGUCCCGAUUCUGACCAUCAUUGCUCUCAACGUCUACUUCGUUUCAAGAGUCGUGUUCGAGAUCAUUAAGCUUGCUGGCGGACCUACGGUUGUCAAUAACCGGAUCACCCGGGCAAAACACGGCGUGAAGGCCUGCGUGAUUCUCCUACCGGUAAUGGGUUUGACGUGGAUAUUUGGCAUAAUGUGGCAGGACCAAUCAACGCUCGUCUUCAUGUACCUCUUUCUCAUCUGCAAUUCUCUCCAAGGAUUUUUCAUUUUCGUAUUUCAUUGUCUCUUAAAUUCAGAGGUACGCAAUACCUUUAAGCGUAGGAAAGUCGAAUGGCGGAAUUCGUUUUCUCGACGGAGUUCGUUCAAUCUCAAAGCGUUUCGGAGCGACGACUCGAAGAGGAAACAAAACACCGUCGAUACCAACAGACUAUCCGCCAUUGCCACGCCCACUGGUUCCCAUAACAACGAAAAUAAUAACUAAAGUUAUUGUGACUCAAACUUUAGCCAGCCCCUUUUCGCAUAUUCUCAGUUACUUCCAUGUGAUUCUAUUCUGAUCUCGUAUUCGCUUUAAAAGAGUUGUGACGUAAUAUUACUAAUGUAUACUACACCUUACUUAUCGUUUAUUUUAAAUUAUAAUAGGCCACGCCCAUUGGUUCCCAUAGCUACAAAAAUAAUGACCAAUGAUGGCGUGACUUUUUAAUUCGGAAGUGUGGUAUAGCAACCCGCAAGUCCAUUCCUGCAGUUUAUAUAUGUUUGUGUGCUUUGGUGGAUGUGUGUACGCUUAUUUGAUUUGUAAUUAUAAUUAAUUAAGACGAAGCUAUAUUAUACCUACAAAUGGGGUUUUGGUAAAAAUUGUUGCAAAUAACGUCUUUUUGCGCUCGCAAGGCUGAAUUUCUUAUUUAGAGCUACAUUGUAGGACUUUUUUUAAUUAGAGGCUAACAAAACCCACCAUUACAUUUUAAUGAUUUUUUUCCGUCUUUAGGAUUUGCAUCUAUUCUACUUUCGAUGUAGUCAUGGCCACGUUCGCAGACUUCAUUCUAGAAUGUGAUAAAUUUAAAGACACUCAAGACGACAUUAAAGGAAUAACUAAACAUGUAUUUUUUUCUUUUUAAAAAGGCUUCCCAAUUCUUCUUGAAUAAUAAUGAUUAUUUGAUUUUAUCAAUUUGAAAAAAAAAAUCAAAUAUUAAUUUCAGGAGUAUACUUUAUGAUGCUUUGACUGCGCAUCUUAUUCACUGUCUAUUCGAUGGUAAAGCUGCAUUUAUCUUAAAUGUAUGAACAUGAUUAAUAUUUGUUUCCUCAAAAGCGAGAUAAAAGAAAAAACGUGACUAAUUUUAGUCUUAAUUUCAAAAGCAUUGUGUGUGUGUGUAAACUAAGGACAUGUCCUUAUCUUUUCACGUACAUUCAAAAUGAAGUUGAGUGCGAUAUACUUGUAAAAUCAUAUAAACAGUGUUAGCUUUGAUAUUAACUAUGGCUGCGUCUGUAUAAAGCAAUAGCAUGUAUCAACCAAAUCUAUAACGGCCCUUUUAUUGCAAUAUUCUUUGGGACAUCAGUCGUACGAAUCAUUUCUUGUUUGUAAAUAGCUGGCCUAUUUAUAGUAAUGCAAUAUUGUUAUAUUUACGAAAUGUUUAAAAACGAAAAACGUUUGCCUGAGGUGUGUGUGUGUGAUGGUGUGUGUGCAUGUGUGUGUAUCAUAAUACGCUGUUGAUUGUCUACGUACAUCUACAUCAUAUUGAUUUCAUAAUUACAGCCCUUGUGUUAUCCUUGUGUUAUGUUUUUUGUAAAUCUGUCAAACAUUUGUAGCUUUUAAUGUAUUGACAUAUUAAGGAUAUUCGGUAGGUACUAUCUUCUAAACGUUUUCUCAGAUGAGCUUACGAUGAUAAAAUUAAAGCACUUUAAUAGCCGGGUUAUCCUGGAUUUUACUUGAUUUUCCCUUUUCAUACUUGAAUAUAAACUGGAAUGUCAAAUGUGCAGAUUUGUUUGAUAAUGGCGUCGACUGUAUCGCAUCAGAUAAUUAUGAUACAAUUUACCCCCCCCCCCCGAAGAAAGAAAGAAAACACACAAAUAUUGUUGCAAAGCACCUUGUGGGUAGAAAUAACAUUUUCGAUUAUCCAACUUUCCUUCACAUAUAUUUAUUUAUACAUAUUUUUAUGUGUUAAUACAAUUAUGUAGAUAUAAAAAAAUGCUGAUAAUCAUAUUGCAUGUUCACUUUUCUGAAGAAAUAAAGGAUGAAAGUUUCCAUUGCUAAUGUGAUUUUUGUUUCUGAUUACCGUUUAUAUUAACUAUUAAGUUAUUAUGCCACAUAUUUUUGUAUUUUUUCUAUUUUUUGUUUGCUAUAUACUAUUAAUUUGUAUUUGUUAAUUUAACUUAUGUUUUAAUUUCUUCUCUUCCUGUAAUAUUCUUAUCCACAGCGCUUCGUCAUCCUUUUACUAUGUCACAGAGCACUGAAAAAGCGAGUUCUAUGAGUAAUCUCAUUAUAAUUAAAAAAAAGUAUCAUCUUAAAACAACAAUGUAAUAACAUUUAAGCAUUUGGUUGGACCGAAAUCAAAAAUAAUAUUCAAUUGAUGAAUGAGUUGACAACUGGUACUCCAUUAAAACGUGGUCUAAGU